Molecule: messenger RNA, 2440 nt
Organism: Oppia nitens
Lineage: Eukaryota; Metazoa; Arthropoda; Arachnida; Sarcoptiformes; Oppiidae
Product: probable serine/threonine-protein kinase DDB_G0282963
Exons: 4
Coding region: 174-2381 (735 amino acids)
Source: RefSeq, a predicted model, not a curated record
AAUAUGAUUGAGUAAAUGAUUAUAUGAUAUGAUAUAUGAAUUGAUUGGAAAUUGAAUGACAAUUGAAUGACAAUUAAAUGACAAUUGAUUUGAUGGUUCAGUAAUGAUAACAAUUGAUCACAAAUUGAUGACUCUGUGCAAUGAUAUUGUGUUAGUGACCAUCCAUUACAUCGAUGGGCGCCUGUUAUUCAGGUCAUACAUCUAAGACUUGUCCAUCAAAUGAGACCAUUUGUCGCCCAAUUGAGCCAUUGAAGAGACAAUUGUCUUACAGUCACCAAAGUGUCACAUUUGCUCAACAAAUACAAUCAAAUUUAGACUCGACAUCAAUGUCUUCGCAACCAAACAAUCGCAACAAAAUACCCACCACUUCGUCAAAGUUGACGGCAAAUCACAACAAAGUGAUAGCUAAGAGUUGUGAAGAACAUGUCUUCAAUAAAUAUAGGACUCGAAGAUAUGAGGCGUCAGUCGAUGUGAGUCAAGUGAUGAUUUGCGACAACUCUUCGACCACAUCCAUCAGCUCUGAUUGUAGCAUCAAUUUGUCGAAGGCGUCCAAAUCAACGUCAUCUUCAGCGUCUAACAUCAGUCGACUGCAGACAUCAAUACCAAAAGCGGUUACCUCACGAACGCCGACGCCUCCCAAUCAACUCAAGUAUUCUUCAAAUCUUAAGAAACCAAUUUCCGUUCAAAACAAAUAUAACUGCAAUAAUAGUAGCAAAGAAAAAAACAGUUCACUUACGAGUGACCUAUUGAAUGACAAUGGGAUCAAUAUAAGUGAUACUAAGACUCYCAAAAAUAGGACCAUUACUUAUAAUGAGUCUAAUGGUAGCAAACCUAAGCACACAUCUACUAAAUUGGCCGCUAAUGAUAACAGUAUUAAGUAUACGACACAAGUAUCAGGUCUUCCGAGACCACAAACAGCACACAUAGUGUCUACUUCUAGUCAAAGAUCCGACAAAAUAUUGGAUAAUAGCAGUGAUAAGACAUCGAAUUAUGGGAGCAGUCGUUUGCGACAAUACUCCGACAAUAAGAACCAGAACUUGACAUGUGAUCCAAGUCUACGUCAAAUAAAACCAUACUUUUACCAAAUGAAUAAUAAUAAGCCAUACGAAAGACCCAAUACUAAUAAUAAUGGCAAUCAUUUAGCUUACAAUCGCUUACACUAUCAACAGAAACCAUUAAAUUUAACGAAACCGGUGUUAAACAAUAACAGUAGCAAUAAUAACAAUAAUAAUAAUAAUAACCAAAAUAAAUAUACCGGUAAAUCAUUUACAACAAAUGGUUCGCUUACCGGUAAAGUUAGAUCAAGUUUUGAACAAAAUAUGAAAACCACAACUAAAGAAAUGACUUCAACUGCAAAUAAUACCUGUUUAGACAUUAUAAACCAUAAUAAUGUCUGCAAUAGUAAUAAUAAUAAUAAUACGGAUAAUGUUAACAAUAAUAAUAUAGACAAUGAUGUGAAUUGUAAAUCCAAUGAUAAUUCAUUUUUACCAAAAAGUAUUCAAACCAUUCGAGAAUUGACACCAAAAAUUACACGAAAAGAUUCAAUAAUUAUAUCCAAAAAUAAUUUACUCAAAAGCGAAAAGUCUUUUGAAAAUAAUAACAGUAUUACUGGUGGUGUCGUCAACGCUAAUAAUGAUUUCUUAAUUGAUGACGAGAUAAGUGAUCAGCCAGAGCUGGUACUGAAUUCAACCAUCAAUAAAAAACAAUCAAAGAAAUCAAUGAACAACGAGGAGACACAUGUGUUCAAACCGGACACUUCUGUUAUAUCAACAAUACCUUCCUCUCCAAGUGUCUCAUUAUCUACAUCUUCAUCCACAACAACAACAAAUGUAAUUCCAAAUAUAACGACAUUUCGAAAGCCAAGACCAUUAUCUUUAGUAGAAAUGCCCGACGGAUCAGUUGGAUUAGACUCGCCAUCAUUUAGAGCAGCGACUCAAGACUUGAUUGGUAUUAAAACAUUACUUUUCAGACUCCAUGGAUUACUUCAAAAUGCGGAAACAUUAAAUCCAUUUGAAAAUAAUUACAAUCAAAAUAGAUUUUAUAAUCAAUUGAUUGUAUCAGAAAAUGAUAUCAUUGAAGACAUUGAUUCAAGUGAUUUAAGUAAAGAAAACUUUGAUUUGAAGCGACAAAUAGUAUUACAACAACAGAUCAUUGAAGAUAAAGAACGAACCAUUAGGUUAUUACAGCAACAAAUGUCAAAAUAUUUAAAUAUAAAUAAUAACGGAUACGUAUGUCAUGAGUCAGAUGUGGACAAAGUGAACGCCAGUUGUCAGACAGACUGUUGUAAGAAUGACUCUAAUAUUAAUCCUCGCGUUGUUUCCAACGGAUCCAACGGAAUGCUUGUCAGCUUUUGGAUCAGUAAAGUUCCGGCCUUUGCUUAAAAAAAAUAUUGUAUUAUAAAAAUUGUAUAAAACUUAUUCUUCUAUUACUAUUAACUCAU